AUGGGUCGCUGCAAUGACGAACCCGAGUGGGUCACUUCCACGCACACCCACAUCCCCCCUUCCCCAUCCGCCCCCUGUAACAUUCAGUCAGGCCUAUCUUACCCCGAGGCUCAGCGUUUCAGUGACGGGUACUUCCUUUUGAGGAGCCUAAAAAAUCCCACCAUGCGCACUCCCACCCACCGACUGCAUCAUGCGCACUCCCACCCACCGACUGCAUCAUGCGCACUCCCACCCACCGACUGCAUCAUGCGCACUCCCACCCACCGACUGCAUCAUGCGCACUCCCACCCACCGACUGCAUCAUGCGCACUCCCACCCACCGACUGCAUCAUGCGCACUCCCACCCACCGACUGCAUCAUGCGCACUCCCACCCACCGACUGCAUCAUGCGCACUCCCACCCACCGACUGCAUCAUGCGCACUCCCACCCACCGACUGCAUCAUGCGCACUCCCACCCACCGACUGCAUCAUGCGCACUCCCACCCACCGACUGCAUCAUGCGCACUCCCACCCACCGACUGCAUCAUGCACACUCCCACCCACCGACUGCAUCAUGCGCACUCCCACCCACCGACUGCAUCAUGCGCACUCCCACCCACCGACUGCAUCAUGCGCACUCCCACCCACCGACUGCAUCAUGCGCACUCCCACCCACCGACUGCAUCAUGCGCACUCCCACCCACCGACUGCAUCAUGCGCACUCCCACCCACCGACUGCAUCAUGCGCACUCCCACCCACCGACUGCAUCAUGCGCACUCCCACCCACCGACUGCAUCAUGCGCACUCCCACCCACCGACUGCAUCAUGCGCACUCCCACCCACCGACUGCAUCAUGCGCACUCCCACCCACCGACUGCAUCAUGCGCACUCCCACCCACCGACUGCAUCAUGCGCACUCCCACCCACCGACUGCAUCAUGCACACUCCCACCCACCGACUGCAUCAUGCGCACUCCCACCCACCGACUGCAUCAUGCGCACUCCCACCCACCGACUGCAUCAUGCGCACUCCCACCCACCGACUGCAUCAUGCGCACUCCCACCCACCGACUGCAUCAUGCGCACUCCCACCCACCGACUGCAUCAUGCGCACUCCCACCCACCGACUGCAUCAUGCGCACUCCCACCCACCGACUGCAUCAUGCGCACUCCCACCCACCGACUGCAUCAUGCGCACUCCCACCCACCGACUGCAUCAUGCGCACUCGAACCCACCGACUGCAUCAUGCGCACUCCCACCCACCGACUGCAUCAUGCGCACUCCCACCCACCGACUGCAUCAUGCGCACUCCCACCCACCGACUGCAUCAUGCGCACUCCCACCCACCGACUGCAUCAUGCGCACUCCCACCCACCGACUGCGUCAUGCGCACUCCCACCCACCGACUGCAUCAUGCGCACUCCCACCCACCGACUGCAUCAUGCGCACUCCCACCCACCGACUGCAUCAUGCGCACUCCCACCCACCGACUGCAUCAUGCGCACUCCCACCCACCGACUGCAUCAUGCGCACUCCCACCCACCGACUGCAUCAUGCGCACUCCCACCCACCGACUGCAUCAUGCGCACUCCCACCCACCGACUGCAUCAUGCGCACUCCCACCCACCGACUGCAUCAUGCGCACUCCCACCCACCGACUGCAUCAUGCGCACUCCCACCCACCGACUGCAUCACGCGCACUCCCACCCACCGACUGCAUCAUGCGCACUCCCACCCACCGACUGCAUCACGCGCACUCCCACCCACCGACUGCUUUCCCCUUUCCCCGUUCAGUCUCUCUCCGCCCCAUGAUUCCCCCAACCUCCCCCCAUCCCCCCGCGCAUACCCGUGA
This is a messenger RNA of Closterium sp. Yama58-4, 1833 nucleotides long. The record is from the annotation of a GenBank genome assembly. NCBI's taxonomy places the organism in Eukaryota, Viridiplantae, Streptophyta, Zygnematophyceae, Desmidiales, Closteriaceae.